UUAAGUUUGUUGGAGGUUAUUGGCGAAGCUGAAGGCAAACUAUCAUUGGUUCUGCAGUCAAUGCGUCUGCUGCGGUUUGUGAAGCUUCUUGACUUCCUGCCUCACCUGAAGAGACAGCUGCUGGUGCUCAAGAAGAGGCUUGAGGAGGCAGCUGGGCUCUGAAUUUUUCUGCUGUCGUUCACCGUAAUCUUUAGUAUACUCGGUAUGGUCCUGUUUGGUGAUAAAUUUCAGUUCGAGACGAAACAUGGAGACAUGCGCAAUGCCCGAAAAAACUUUGACAGCCUCCGCUGGUCCAUGGUUACUGUGUUUGAGGUUUUCACCGGGGACGGCUGGAAUCUGGUGCUUUACCACGCCAUUGCUGCAACAUCCUCAUGGGCCAUGCUUUACUUUGCUGUGCUCAUCGUGCUGGGGAACCUUGUUCUUCUCAAUGUUCUUGUGGGCAUUGUGAUUCUGACCUUUCAGAACAUUUCCAAUCCAAACGACGGUUCCCCUGAGAGUGACCCAACACACAUUGACCACAACAACAGAGACAAUGGCCACCCCAGCACUGGUUCUGGCUCUGAGCCCAGCAGAUCCUUUGUGACCGACCCCGCCCCUGCACUGCCAGACAUCACUGAGGACAAUGAAUCUCUGAGCUUGAUUCAGAGGAUUGUCAGCUGGUGCAAAAAGCAUGAAGAUUGUUCUUUCUACGUGUUUUCUCCACAAAACAGUUUGUUGGAGGUUAUUGGCGAAGCUGAAGGCAAACUAUCAUUGGUUCUGCAGUCAAUGCGUCUGCUGCGGUUUGUGAAGCUUCUUGACUUCCUGCCUCACCUGAAGAGACAGCUGCUGGUGCUCAAGAAGAGGCUUGAGGAGGCAGCUGGGCUCUGAAUUUUUCUGCUGUCGUUCACCGUAAUCUUUAGUAUACUCGGUAUGGUCCUGUUUGGUGAUAAAUUUCAGUUCGAGACGAAACAUGGAGACAUGCGCAAUGCCCGAAAAAACUUUGACAGCCUCCGCUGGUCCAUGGUUACUGUGUUUGAGGUUUUCACCGGGGACGGCUGGAAUCUGGUGCUUUACCACGCCAUUGCUGCAACAUCCUCAUGGGCCAUGCUUUACUUUGCUGUGCUCAUCGUGCUGGGGAACCUUGUUCUUCUCAAUGUUCUUGUGGGCAUAGUGAUUCUGACCUUUCAGAACAUUUCCAAUCCAAACGACGGUUCCCCUGAGAGUGACCCAACACACAUUGACCACAACAACAGAGACAAUGGCCACCCCAGCACUGGUUCUGGCUCUGAGCCCAGCAGAUCCUUUGUGACCGACCCCGCCCCUGCACUGCCAGACAUCACUGAGGACAAUGAAUCUCUGAGCUUGAUUCAGAGGAUUGUCAGCUGGUGCAAAAAGCAUGAAGAUUGUUUUUUCUACGUGUUUUCUCCACAAAACAGGUAACUCUUAACAUCUGGUGUCUUCUGCCUUUCUAAUGGUUAAUGAAAUAAGUUUUAUGAUUGGACACUGCUAAACUGCAUAUCAUGCAAUGCUUAACAAAUGUAGACAUGUCUCAUAUUUUGAGAAUGGAUCAUGAAUAAUGAAAUCUGUAGAGUAAAAGUAGCUCAUAGUUACAGAGAUGUAGUGAAGGACUGACACUUUAUAAAUGGUUGGUGCAGUGUAGAGAAAUGAGUUGAAAUUCGGAACUGUGAUCUGCAAGUUACAAUCAUUUUAAUUAUUUUUUGGCAACUCUGAUUAUUAAACAUGCAUCAAGUGAA
Messenger RNA from Notolabrus celidotus (New Zealand spotty), 1733 nucleotides. RefSeq names its product voltage-dependent T-type calcium channel subunit alpha-1H-like. The record is from RefSeq and is a predicted model, not a curated record. Gene Ontology annotation, cellular component: voltage-gated sodium channel complex; neuron projection; plasma membrane. NCBI's taxonomy places the organism in Eukaryota, Metazoa, Chordata, Actinopteri, Labriformes, Labridae. Gene Ontology annotation, biological process: sodium ion transmembrane transport; membrane depolarization during action potential; calcium ion import. Bases 205 to 867 code for a protein of 220 amino acids. The transcript is spliced from 10 exons. Gene Ontology annotation, molecular function: low voltage-gated calcium channel activity; voltage-gated sodium channel activity.